This is a messenger RNA of Drosophila virilis, 2375 nucleotides long. RefSeq names its product Odorant receptor 85c (gene Or85c). Lineage: Eukaryota; Metazoa; Arthropoda; Insecta; Diptera; Drosophilidae. Gene Ontology annotation, cellular component: plasma membrane. The record is from RefSeq and is a predicted model, not a curated record. Gene Ontology annotation, biological process: detection of chemical stimulus involved in sensory perception of smell; sensory perception of smell. Gene Ontology annotation, molecular function: odorant binding; olfactory receptor activity.
CGCUUCAGUUCGUGGCGACUUGGGGGUAGCCAUUUUGCAAUCCAAUUUCGAUUCGUUUCCCGCUUACCCAUUUUGAAUCCAUCUAUCGAUUGGUGAAAAAUGACUUCGUUUUGGUUUGAUGCGCUGAUUCGUUUUCCAUUGCAUUUAUUUAAACGUUUCAAUUGCUCGAUUUCUGUUUUGUUUGGCUUCCAUCGUUUGGCAUUGCUUUUCCGCUUUCCGUUUUUCCGCUCCUUCCGUAUAUUAUGUUUUCCCAGUGUACUUGGUGUGUGUGUGAGAGUGUGUGAGGGUGUCGAUGUUGAUGUCGAUUUUAUCUUGAAGUGAUCUAUUAUGCAGUCGCUGCUGGGCGUGGCAGAGACCCGCCAAGAAUUUCUAAUACAAAAUGGACUCCAACCGAAUGUAAAUAAUAAUUAUAUGCGAUGUCUGCGUAUCAUAGCUUAUAAUUUGGCAUAUGGAUGGCUAUAACCGAUUUCUCCCACGCGCCGCAAACUGUCAACAGUUAACUUUUAAACGGUAAACUAUAAUUUACAUGCAUAAUGAAUCUGGGCACAUAUCAUGGCUAUAAAAGUGCGUGCAUUGGGCACGCAUUUCGUUUAUUGUUCAAGUGAAAGUAAAGUGACAGCUCUUGACCAUGCCGCUGGCCAAAAUGGAUAGCUUCUUGAAGUAUGCCAACUUCUUUUAUAAGGCCGUUGGCAUUGAACCCUAUACGAAAAGAUCGCAUCCACACGUUGGCAGCAUUUGGAUUAGCCUUGUCUUUUGGGCCAACAUCAUUAACCUAGGCCUGGCGGGGCUCGGCGAGUUGGCAUAUGUGGUGAUUGCCUUCGCCACCGGUGAGCACAUCGUGGAAGCAAUCAUGGUUAUGUCAUAUAUUGGCUUCGUUUUGGUGGGCAUGAGCAAAAUGACCUUUGUGUGGCUAGAGAAACCUGCGCUCAGUCACAUCGUAUGGGAGCUGGAGGAGCUGUUUCCAGGCAACAAGGCAGCUCAGUCUGCCUACCGAUUGGAUAAUUAUUUGCGUUCCUGUUCGCGCAUCAGCUUUACCUUCUCAAUGCUUUACUCUGUGCUCAUUUGGACUUAUAAUCUGUUCAACCUCAUGCAGUAUUUCAUUUACGAGCUGUGGUUGCAGACGCGCAUCGUGGAGGAGACGCUGCCCUAUCGAAUGUACAUACCCUGGCAGUCGACGGACAAUUGGACCUAUUAUCUGCUGCUUUUCUGCGAAAACUUUGCAGGCUACACCUCGGCGGCGGGUCAGGUAUCCACAGAUCUGUUGCUCUGCGCCUUGGCCACCCAGAUCAUUAUGCAUUUUGACUACCUGUCGAGAAGGAUUGAGCAGCAGCAGCUUAGCGGCAAUUGGUCGGAGGACUCACGCUUCCUGGCCGAUAUUGUGCGCUACCAUGAACGUCUGCUGAAACUCUCCGAACAGCUCAAUAAAGUUUUUGGUGUGCCUCUGAUAUUAAACCUUCUGAUCUCCUCGUUUGUCCUCUGCUUUGUCAGCUUUCAAAUGAGCGUGGGUGUGGAGCCGAUUAUGAUGAUUAAGCAUAGUUUGUAUUUAAUAUCUGCGCUGAGUCAGGUCUAUUUAAUUUGCUAUCAUGGACAACUGAUAGCUGAUGCGAGCACGGGUAUUUCUUUGGCAGCCUACAAACAGAACUGGAGCUAUGCGGAUGCUCGCUAUCGAAGAGCCCUCGCGUUUAUUAUAAUGCGCUCCCAGAAUCCUACCUAUCUCAAGGCAACAGUUUUUCUGCAGAUCAACAGAGGCACCAUGACAGAUGUAAGCGUAUAUUUAUGUUGUGGAAGACUUUUUUACUUUGCUUACAGAGUGGAGUAUAUUUUGGUCCGUAUGAACUUUUUUUUAAAGACAGCUUCAAAAAUAGUUAACUCAAAACAUAAAGUAUAUACUUGUGUAUUUCCUCUAAAUUCAAAGUCACCAAAGUUGGGCAGUUAAACUAUUGAUGAUCCCUGCUAAUAAUCGGCUACCCUCACCCUCUCUUCUACAAAUUGAUAUUUCAUUAUUGCAGUUACAGUCUAGGAGUCACCAAGCCACUACUUAAGAACCCUCUCGACACCAAAAACGUUCUUGGCCUUUUUUAUAUAAUUGUAGAGGGUAUUCUAAUUUUAUCACGAAAUGUGAAACGCAUAGAAGAUGACAUUUUUGAGCCAUUUCCAUCUGUCCUUUUGUCCGUCUGUUUGUUUGUCUAACUUUGAGUUACAGGCAUCACAUAUUUCGGAGCUUGGCGGAUUGGAUCAAUAAAUCAUAUAUGUAGCUGCCAUUAGUACAAUCGAUCGAACUUUUUUACGAAGAUAUAUUAACCAAUAAUAUGGGAGUUCUACCGAGUUUUUUUUAUCAGUAUCCUAUGAACAUCCUAUUUACGGGUAAGGGUAUU